CGUUCGGAUCAGGAAUCUGUGAUUUCAAGGCCGGGGCUUUUAUGGGUUCCGUUUCUUCUUCGACGGAGAUAAAGGGAGAGUAUUGGUUGAAUGCUCCGAUCUUGUUGCGACUGUGGAUUAAGCACAUCGCCGGGCUCCUCGAGGAAGCCGAGGGAAGCUGGAGAAGGUGUAGGAGAUUGUAUACACGUUAAGUAUUCUCUAACAAAUAAGCAAUUCUUAAUGAAUUUGAUGGAUAAGAGGGUUGAUCAGAAGAAACAGCAGCCUGAAGAUUGCCUUUUCCACAGGUUCUUUGUGAGACAUGCUGAACACGGUUCUUCUUCUGAUGCUGAAAAGAUUUACACAAAGUAUAUGAGAAGUUCUUCGGAUAUAUCUUCAGGGCGAGAGGAGAUGGCUUCUACUAGUGGGAUUUACAGUGAAGUUUUGGAGGAAGAAUUUGUGAGGGACAAUGGUUCAGUGUUGAGUUUGCAGCCAUGGAUUUUCAAAAGGGCAAAAUGCUCCAAGAGGGAGGAGGACUCUUGUGCUUCUGUUUGCCAGAGUUUUGAUUGGGGUUUCUCACAUGGUUCUCCGAGAAGAAUUGGCCCUAGCAGUAAUUGUGUUGGUUCAAAAAAAAGGCAAGAAGAAAGAUAUAACUUUAGGCCUAUAACUUCAGCUGAGAAUAUUUUUAUGCCUCAUCUUUGUAGCAAAAAAGUUUCUGUUGAAGAAUACACUUUUAACUUUCAUCCUUCUCCGCAUGUAAAGGAUGAGAGGCUAUCUUGUCUUAUACCAAUCAGCAGAGAAACAAUUGAAAUGAGAGUCGAUUCUUCAGUAGAGCAGACUGAAAAUAAACAGGACAAAGAAUCUGGCCCUAGCAUAUCCUCUCAGAAACAAGUGUCUUUUGAUCAAUUAGGCAAUUCAAUUAAUAAGGAUUUAACAACUGUGAUCGGUGUUCCUAAGCUACCACCCCAAAAAUUAAGAAAAGCAGAAAAAAAGUGUAAAGAAGCUAUGCGAGGAAGCGUAGAUACUUCUAGCUCCCAAAAAAUUUGCAAGAUCUCCAAUGCACUAGGUUCAUAUGAUGGAAAGCUACUUUUCCUUCUUGGGCUCGUUAUAGGUGUUACAUCUUCUGGUCUCUCAAAUAAAUGUGAAGUAGAGAAGUUAAAGAAGCUGUUGAAAGACAAUAAAAACCUUGUUCAAGAUUUACAUGAAGAACUUGAGAUGAAAGAUUCAUUCAUUGUGAAGGAACUUGGUAAUGAAACCGAUGGAAACAAAGAACUUGAAAAUUAUAAUCUUGAGAAAUCCUUGGAUGCUUUGCAAAACCAAAACUCAAAAUGGCAUGCUACCGAUCUGAAGAUGGAUGAGUGCAUGGCUAAGGUUGGGGAGAAUGCAGAGUCAUUUAGUGAAAUAGAGGCCGAGCUUGAAGCUGAGCUUGAAAGAUUGGAGCAAAACAUCAAUGCCGCUAGUAUAGGGCAAACGACAUCUGCUUUCAUUGAGCUUGAUUCAGAACUCAUAGCAGAUGUUGUUCAAGGUGAAUUGAGAGAAGAUCUUCUCAUCAAUGGAGGUAGAGAAUACUCGACGGACGAAGAAGACUACAAAGAUGCAGGCACUGGCGGCACGGCGCAACCGUACAAUUCAAAUUACUCUGUAUCUCCCAAGGAACUGACUCUCCGACUUCACAGAGUGAUAGAAAGCAGGCUCGAGGAAAGGAUCAAUGAACUCGAGAGCGCGCUCGAGCAAAGCCAAAUGAAGCUCAAGGUUAUUGAAGCCGAGAGGUCGAGUUCGAAACCGCCAUUUUCAAGCAGCGACACGGAAUCCUCAAAUCAAGAUAGUCUAGAAUCUUCGAAGCAAAAUGAAUCGAGCUUGCGAUCGGAUUUAGCCGGAGAUGCAUUAAAUGCCUAUGAUGAAGCUUAUGAAGAGUUCAUCAGGUUAGCUGAGACUGAAGAUGAGAAAUUGCCCUCCUCCAUUAGUACUAUAGAUAAUAAGGAAAAGGCUUGGGAGCAGAUAGUGUGGGGAGGAGGUUCAUAUGAAAUUUCAGGUACAGAAGAAGAAGAAGAAGAAGAUGAUGAUGAUGAUGAUGGUUUUGAUGAGGGGAAGGAUUUGAUACAGAAAAUAGUGGAGAAAACCAAACAGGGAUCACCUGCUUGGUUAAAUGCACAAAGGAUGCUUUUUUUGAUGGAUUUAUGAAUGUUUUAAUUGCUCUAAAGGAGGGUAUAACAUAUAGACGUUGCAUUUAAAGAUAAUUUAAGUUAUCUUUUCUUUCUA
Dendrobium catenatum is the source of this 2235-nucleotide messenger RNA. RefSeq lists its product as uncharacterized. Lineage: Eukaryota; Viridiplantae; Streptophyta; Magnoliopsida; Asparagales; Orchidaceae. The record is from RefSeq and is a predicted model, not a curated record. Bases 91 to 2157 code for a protein of 688 amino acids. The transcript has 4 exons. Gene Ontology annotation, biological process: asymmetric cell division.